CGAACAUCAAAAAUCUCCGUCCCAUUGUGUCAUGGCCAUGGCGAUGUCCUCGGUCUUGCGGGCCAGUGAGGAGCGUUCGGUCCAAAGUGGAAGUCCGACGCGGCGUUCCCUGGCAUCUGCUGGCCGCAGGGCCAUGCUUGAUGAGAGUGGCCUCGAUGGGGUCCCUGAUGUGACCCUCGAUGAGUUGGACCCAUCGCUGCAAGACGGCCAUCGGGUGGCCUACGAUCGAGAAGUUCCCUUUGAGCUGCGAGUGCAGGACGCUGAUGCUCGCCCUCAGGAGGUGGGCACAUUGGAGGCGAUCCGCUGCAAGAUCUUAGCUCUAGGAGACGAUCUGAACCCUCAGCACUGCAGGUUUGAAGUCACCAGCGAAAACGAUCUCUUUUUUCAUUUCACCCACAGCGUGGACGAGAACAAUUUCCGCGAGAUGCAGGAGAAGCAAAAACUGAUGAUCGACUUUUCGGACUAUGUGGCCGUGAUCAUCAAGAUGCUCAACAACUGCAUCAAGGAGCCGCAAAGCUUCCUGGCCGUCUUCGUGAUGCAACGCGACGGCCAAGCGCGACUGGACUUCAUCCAAAACAUGGAGUACAAGUUUGUGGAGCUUCUUUCGCUGAGCUUCGAUGCUUCCCCAGAGGAGGUGGUGAGACAGCAAAUCACCUUCCGGUACAACAGUGUCAAAGGCCGACUUGCCUUGAUGCAGUCCAAACUGCACGACAUGAGCGCGUUGGUUAAGGUGAAGAAUCCUUCGCUUCUGCUUCAGUUGCAGAAUCAGAAGGCUGGAGCCAGGGCGCCGAAGCGUUGAGGGCGGAGCCAGCGUUCCGUUUUUUGGGGACGUUUUACCCAUGAAAAUCUG
Cladocopium goreaui is the source of this 850-nucleotide messenger RNA. NCBI's taxonomy places the organism in Eukaryota, Dinophyceae, Suessiales, Symbiodiniaceae. The record is from the annotation of a GenBank genome assembly.